AUGUUAAACGGUGACGAUGCUUAUGAUGACGACAAUGUUACCGUUAUUGUCCAGAAUGAACCUUAUGUGCUCAGUCUAUUUGAUACACCUGGACAGGAUGAAUACAUACGUCUGCGGACCAUGUCCUACAUGAAAUGCGAUGUGUUCGCCGUCUGUUUCUCUGUGGUCAAGCGAGAGAGCUACAAGCAUGUUUCAGACAUUUGGUUACCCGAGAUCCGACGCUACCUUCCCAACACACCGUUCUUGCUGGUCGGCACGCAGACUGACCUCCGACAGUCAGGAGUCACCACAGGAGGUGGCGUCAACGGAAGCAACAACAACCCUCUCAAACCCGUCGUGUCGUCAGCCGAGGGCGUGAAGAUGGCCGACCGUCUGGGUGCUCACUGCUAUGUCGAGUGUUCGGCCCUCAAUCAGACGGGGAUACAGACAGUGAAACACAAAUUAAUCCGUGCCGCCCAGGAUAUAGGGCAAGGCAAGGGUGGAAUCGUUGGGGACGAUGAUUUGUCAGACUCUUGUACAAAAUGCGGCUGUCAAAUUGUUUGACUGCAGCCAGAGGCAGCGGACUCACUGGCAUAUGCACACCUGCGUAUGCGCACUCACUUGCAUUCACCCACAUUAAACACACCCACACCCACAUGCAUUUGGUGCAUCUGCACACUUGUGCGCGCUCACAUGCACACAUGCAGGAUGUGGACACACAUUGUAUUUUGUAUGAAAACUGUUGGAGGGGGUUUGGGUGGCUGGGGGUGGGGGUGAGGAGAGAGAGAGAGGGCAAACGCGAGAGAUUGUAGGGGGAAGGAAAGAUGUGGUGGUGGUGGUGGGAGACAGAAGGGCAAAGAAAGGAAUCUCUGAAAGAGAAAGAAAAGAACUGUGUAUGAGAGAGAGAGAGAGGAGGGGAGUGAGAGUGAGAUGGAGUGGGGGGAGUGAGAGAGAGGGGAACUAACUGCUAUGACAGAGGGUGGAUAGGGGUGGGUUAAUAAGAACCUGCUGUGACAAAAGUGUUGGGGUUGUAGUGUUGGUGUGGUCUAGUGCGGUGUAGGGUUUGGCAGGUGGAGGCAGAGGGAUCAAAAACAAAAAAAAAAUAUAUAUAUAUAUAAAAGCAUGCAGUCUUUUGUGGGGGCGGAACCUGUUAGAGAGGGGAGCAGGAGGAGGAGGAUAAGGAGGGUUUGCCUUGAGUUGAGGCAAGGGUGGAUCGGAUGCGGGGCGGGGUGGCAGGAUGACGGGGAGGAGGGGGAAGGGGAGGAGAACUUUGAGUCUUCCACUGUAAAAUAUGGCAGAAAGUGACACAUGGCAAAACUACUGCUACUAUUACUACUACUACUACUACUACUACUACUGCUACUGCUACUGCAAGAGCAGCAGGAGUAGCAGUGGCAGCAGAUUUGUUUAUGGCUGACCGCUGCGUAAGUGGUCUUCUCUACUGAUUAAACUAUUUAAAAAAAAAAAUUGGGGGAAGGAGGGGCGUCGGUCACUUUCUGCCAGUUGUGUGUUCAUGUGUGUUUGCAAGAUAUUUAUAUUAAUAUUAUUAUACUAUGCACAUGCACACACAUUACACACACAGACAAACACACACACACACGCGUACACAAAUGCACACACACACACACACAAUGCACGCAUACAUGAUACAUUUUAAAAUGUACAUCAGCAAACUUCAAUUUUCAUGGUGAAACGUGUCUUAAAAACCACAGUGUUUUGAGAAUUAAUUGGUGCUGUUAUCUUUUAUUCAACCAAAACGCGGCUGUUAAUAAUUUGUAAUGGACAUUGCAAGGGAGAGAAUAAUAAAUUUGUGCCACCAGUAGUCUCCCUUUGUGUGAUAAUACACACACACACACCACUGACU
This is a messenger RNA of Octopus sinensis (East Asian common octopus), 1843 nucleotides long. RefSeq names its product cell division control protein 42 homolog. NCBI's taxonomy places the organism in Eukaryota, Metazoa, Mollusca, Cephalopoda, Octopoda, Octopodidae. Gene Ontology annotation, molecular function: GTP binding; GTPase activity. Gene Ontology annotation, biological process: small GTPase-mediated signal transduction. The record is from RefSeq and is a predicted model, not a curated record. The transcript has 3 exons. The coding region runs from base 1 to 543 and encodes 180 amino acids.